GGCGCGGCCCACGCAGCUCGGGACGUCGGAGGCCGAGGCUGCCGAGUCCCUCCCGCCCCGAGGCGCCCAGGGCCGGGCUGCACUUGGGCGGCCGCGUGGGUGGCCGUGGCCGUGGCAGGCGGCUGGGCGCGGGGGUCGCAGACAUGCUGCUGCUCAAGAAACAGACGGAAGACAUCAGCAGCGUCUAUGAGAUCCGGGAGAAGCUCGGCUCGGGCGCCUUUUCUGAGGUGGUGCUGGCCCAGGAGCGGGGCUCCUCACACCUUGUGGCCCUCAAGUGCAUCCCCAAGAAGGCCCUUCGAGGCAAGGAGGCCCUGGUGGAGAACGAGAUCGCAGUGCUCCGCAGGGUCAGCCACCCCAACAUCGUGGCUCUGGAGGACGUCCACGAGAGCCCUUCCCACCUCUACCUGGCCAUGGAGCUGGUGACAGGGGGCGAGCUGUUCGACCGCAUCAUGGAGCGUGGCUCCUACACAGAGAAGGACGCCAGCCACCUAGUGGGCCAGGUCCUCGGUGCCGUCUCCUACCUGCACAGCUUGGGCAUCGUCCACCGAGACCUCAAGCCUGAAAACCUCCUCUAUGCCACGCCCUUUGAGGACUCCAAAAUCAUGGUCUCCGACUUUGGCCUCUCCAAAAUCCAGGCUGGCAACAUGCUAGGCACCGCCUGUGGGACCCCGGGAUAUGUGGCCCCGGAGCUCUUGGAGCAGAAACCCUACGGGAAGGCUGUGGAUGUGUGGGCCCUGGGUGUCAUCUCCUACAUCUUGCUGUGUGGGUAUCCCCCUUUCUACGACGAGAGCGAUCCUGAACUCUUCAGCCAGAUCCUGAGGGCCAGCUACGAGUUUGACUCUCCCUUUUGGGAUGACAUCUCAGAAUCAGCCAAAGACUUCAUCCGGCACCUUCUGGAGCGAGACCCCCAGAAGAGGUUCACCUGCCAGCAGGCUUUACAGCAUCUUUGGAUCUCUGGGGAUGCGGCCUUUGACAAGGACAUCCUGGGCUCAGUCAGUGAGCAGAUCCAGAAGAAUUUUGCCCGGACCCACUGGAAGCGAGCAUUCAAUGCCACCUCCUUCCUGCGCCACAUCCGCAAGCUGGGGCAGAGCCCAGAGGGAGAGGAGGCCUCGGAGCGGAGGAUGGCCCGCCACAGCCACCCUGGCCUCCGGUCCAGCCAGCCCCCCAAGUGGUGAUGCCCAGGCAGAUGCUGUGGCCGAGUGCAUUGACUCCUGGAUUCCCUUCCCAUGGGUGGACCCUUUCAGUCCUCUUUCCCCACCCCCAGGACCCCGGGCUGGCCUCUGCUGGAAAGCUGGAGAUGUGUGGGUGUGGUGCAUGGCACUGGGGCAGGAGUGGGACUCCCCCAUCUGCCACCCAGUCUCUGCCCUCGCCUAGGAGCUGGCGGGGUGUGUCCACAGGGACUCUCUUCCACUGUCACCACCACACCCCCUCUAGGAGCCAAAGAGGCUUCUAGAGGCAGCUCUUCCUGCACGCUCUUCUGUGCUUUGCUGACUGUGGUGGUCCCGCUUUGUGUCAUGGCCCUCCAGCCCCCCUCUAGUUUUCCUCAAAUCAAUAAAGACAGACAGAGCAAUGGGCCAAUGGCGAGCUGGAGGGAG
Molecule: messenger RNA, 1595 nt
Organism: Ailuropoda melanoleuca (giant panda)
Lineage: Eukaryota; Metazoa; Chordata; Mammalia; Carnivora; Ursidae
Gene: PNCK
Product: pregnancy up-regulated nonubiquitous CaM kinase
Exons: 12
Coding region: 144-1175 (343 amino acids)
Biological process (GO): protein phosphorylation
Molecular function (GO): calcium/calmodulin-dependent protein kinase activity; ATP binding
Source: RefSeq, a predicted model, not a curated record